UUUCUGUUACAUCACUUCACUUUGCCUUCGAAGGCUGGUCUGUGCUCAGUGUUUUCUGGUGAUGCAAGUCAGCUCUCUUCCUCCAGCAGUUGGAUCGCUCCCAUCUCACAGCACCUCACAGGUCUCUUCCCCGGAGCAGUGCACUGCUGGAGCGAGGAGCUGCUCACGAAUCAGCUGCAGGUCCCUGUUUUGAAAAGCAGAGAUACAGAGGCAGAGGAAAAGGGUGGACUUCUAUGUGACCUGUUCUUAGAGAAGACAAUCACCAUCCGAAUUCCAGAAGCCCUGUUCAUGUGUGGGGAUAUUUUUUCGUCUACAUGGAAUCAGAAAGAAGCAAAAGGAUGGGAAAUGCCUGCAUCCCCCUGAAAAGAAUUGCUUAUUGCCUAUGUCUCUUAUCUGCGCUUUUGCUGACUGAGGGGAAGAAACCAACGAAGCCAAAAUGCCCUGCCGUGUGUACUUGUACCAAAGAUAAUGCUUUAUGUGAGAAUGCCAGAUCCAUUCCACGCACCGUUCCUCCUGAUGUUAUCUCAUUAUCCUUUGUGAGAUCUGGUUUUACUGAAAUCUCAGAAGGGAGUUUUUUAUUCACACCAUCGCUGCAGCUCUUGUUAUUCACAUCAAACUCCUUUGAUGUGAUCAGUGAUGAUGCCUUUAUUGGUCUUCCACAUCUAGAGUAUCUAUUCAUAGAAAACAACAACAUCAAGUCCAUUUCAAGACAUACUUUCCGGGGACUAAAGUCUUUAAUUCACCUGAGCCUCGCAAACAACAAUCUCCAGACACUCCCAAAAGAUAUUUUCAAAGGCCUGGAUUCUUUAACAAAUGUGGACCUUAGAGGGAAUUCAUUUAAUUGUGAUUGUAAAUUGAAGUGGCUGGUGGAAUGGCUUAGCCACACCAAUGCAACUGUUGAAGACAUCUACUGUGAAGGCCCCCCAGAAUACAAGAAGCGCAAAAUCAAUAGCCUUUCAUCCAAGGAUUUUGACUGCAUCAUUACAGAAUUUGCAAAAUCUCAAGACCUGCCUUAUCAAUCACUGUCCAUAGACACUUUUUCUUAUAUGAAUGAUGAGUAUGUUGUCAUUGCUCAGCCUUUUACUGGAAAAUGCAUUUUCCUUGAAUGGGACCAUGUAGAAAAGACUUUCCGGAAUUAUGACAACAUUACAGGCACGUCCACUGUAGUGUGCAAGCCUAUAGUCAUUGAAACUCAGCUCUAUGUUAUUGUGGCUCAGCUGUUUGGUGGCUCUCAUAUCUAUAAGCGAGAUGGUUUUGCAAACAAAUUCAUAAAAAUUCAGGAUAUUGAAAUUCUCAAAAUCCGAAAACCCAACGACAUAGAAACAUUCAAGAUUGAAAACAACUGGUACUUUAUUGUUGCUGAUAGUUCAAAAGCUGGUUUUACUACCAUUUAUAAAUGGAACGGAAAUGGAUUCUACUCCCAUCAAUCUUUACAUGCCUGGUACAGGGACACUGAUGUGGAAUAUUUAGAAAUAGCCAAAACACCUCUGACACUUAGAACACCUCAUUUAAUUCUGUCCAGUAGUUCCCAGCGUCCUGUAAUUUAUCAGUGGAACAAAGCAACACAAUUAUUCACUAACCAAACUGAUAUUCCUAACAUGGAAGAUGUCUAUGCAGUAAAGCACUUCUCAGUGAAAGGUGACGUAUACAUUUGCUUGACAAGAUUCAUUGGUGAUUCCAAAGUCAUGAAAUGGGGAGGCUCCUCAUUCCAGGAUAUUCAGAGGAUGCCAUCGAGAGGAUCUAUGGUGUUCCAGCCUCUUCAGAUAAAUAAUUACCAAUAUGCAAUUCUUGGAAGUGAUUACUCCUUUACUCAAGUGUAUAACUGGGAUGCAGAGAAAGCCAAAUUUGUGAAAUUUCAGGAAUUAAAUGUUCAGGCACCAAGAUCAUUCACACAUGUGUCCAUUAAUAAGCGUAAUUUUCUUUUUGCUUCCAGUUUUAAGGGAAACACACAGAUUUACAAACAUGUGAUAGUUGAUUUAAGCGCAUGAGACACCAAAUCCUGUGGCUGCCAUCAGAAACUUUCUACAGUACAUGACCUGGAUGAACUCAAUGCAUGAUGACUCUUCUUAUCACAUUUGCAAAUGAAUGCCUUUUAAACAUUGAGACUGCUAGAACCAAGCACUACCAGUACUUCAUCCUUAACUGUCCAGUCCAGUGGUGUGGGAAGUUACCUUUUAUAGGGCAAAAUUUAAUUGUGUGACUGCUCUUUGCAGUGAAGAUGUGUAAAUAAGUGUUUAAUGGUAUCUGUUUCUCCAAAAAGAAAUAUUAAUAUGUACUUUUCCAUUUAUUUAUUCAUGUGUUCAGAAACAACUGCCAAAUAAAAUGUUUACAUUUUCUUUCAUAUCCCAAAGGUAAUUAUUUAUGGGAAUUGAUUAUUCUUCUUGAUGGUAUACUGAGGAAAUAGUUUAUAUAAUAGGAUUACUUUUGGAUCAAGGCUUUAUGAUGUGAAUAAUGAGUGAAGAUAAAACACUGAGAUUGAUUACCCCAUGAUUUACAAACAGAUAUAUCUAUGUCUGUAUCAGCUGAUUUGGAAUGUACAAAGGUCUUUCCAGAGAUAAUGGAUUUUAGGGACAUCUGAAGUGAAAUUUUGACAAAUUAAAACAAGAGUAGGGAAAUUUUGCCUAUUACAGAAAGACUAAUUUGAAAUAAAGAGGAAGACUUCUUUUAUAGCCCCAGCUAAAAAAUGUCAUUCAGACAAUUUAUAGAAGAAAUUAAAAAUCAAACUUUAGGAUUUAAAAAUUCUUUAUCAGGGACUUUCUAAAUGUUUGAUUCUAGAAUCAUCUAACAGCAUAUAGAAAUUGUAACUUUAUAGCACUUGCCCCAAAUGUAGCUGCUAUGAAGGCCCCUAAUCUGAUCAAGGAUACUGCACUUUUAGGAACCAAAUUUUAUGUUAUUGACCAGCUGCACAGUGACCAGAAGGCUUAUCUUUGAUUUUUCUGAAUUCUUACUUCUAGAUCAUAUGAGUCCUUGGCACCUACCACAAUGACUGUGAUAUAGCAGGCUCUCAAAAAGUGCUUCAGAAGAAACAUAUAGGCCCUUCUCUUAUACUAAACAUUAUGAGGUCUAAUCGGUCAGUAUUUACUGGAUACUUACUAAGAAUAAAGAAUGACUGGGGAGCAGUAUUAAGGAAGAGCAGGACCUGAUCCUUGCCCUCUGGGGUCUUAAAAGAUGAAUUGGGUAAUAAUACAAAACCUUACAGAGUAAGCAAUGAGUGUCAGGAAUCAUGUAUACAUUCCAGAUUAUAAAUAUCUGGGAGUAUUAAGUAUAACUAACUUCUGGGACAUUGUCAUCCUUGUUUAAAUUUAAAGGGAAAGUAUUAUUUCAAAAGGGGAUCAUGACAAAAGAUAUUCCUGCCAGAAACUAGUUGUGUGUGCUGCUUUUAUGGAGGGAAUCAGGGUUUGCUCCUACUAAAUGUCCCCCAGACUCUUUUGCCAUACCACUGGGUAGAAGCAGGCAGACAGCAGCCUCUCUGCCCAGCACAGAUCUGGCAGACCAAAUCAUCAAACAAUCUGCACCAACAAUAUUUACACAGCCUCCUGGCAGCAACAUCCUGAGAAAUUAUGCACAAGUACCAGAUUUCUUUAUCCAUACAGAAAAGAUAUUAGUCUGACAUCAGGCUUAUAGAGGAAAAGAACACAUACCCACUCCUGACCCUACAGCUAGGGAGAACUAGCCUUGAAAUAUCUCUUACUUUGCUCAGUUCUCUUCCUAUAAGCAGAAUCAUAUGCUGUUAGAGAACACCUGUUUUAUACAGACUGGGUUUAAAUCUAGCUGUGCCGUACACUGGCUUUGUCCAUAGGCAAGUUUCUUAAUUGACUUGAGCCUGUUUAUUUGUAAAGAGGGACAAUAGUACCUACAUUCAAGAACAAGGGAAGGAUUGAAUGAGAAAGUGCAAGAGCAGCAGUUUGUAUUUUCCAAAUGUGGUCACCACUAUUUCUCCCAUCCCCUGUGAUCUGUGAAACCCUUGCCCCACUCCAUCAAGAGGUGGUGCCUAACUCACCUGUCCUAACCAGGUGGGUUUGUUACUUGCUUGUAACCCAUAGAAUGUAAUGGAAAUCAUGCAGUUUGAAUUCUGAGGCUGUUGUAAAAAUGGUGAUGCUUCUGCCUUAUAAAUUGGGACACUGUUCAUGGACCCCUGAUCAGCUAUGUAUGAAGUCAUGCUAGCCUGGGGCCACCAUUCUGUGCUGAAGCCCAGGCUCCAUAGAGAAACUACAUGUCGGUGCUUUGACCAAGUGCUCCAGCUGAUGUGUCACCAACAGCCAUCAUCGACCACCACUCCUGUGAAUGAGGAUGUCUCCAGUGGUUCCAGCUCCUGCUGUCAAGUUACAACCAGACAUCAGACCUUCCCGACUGAGGCCACAGACAUUAGGGAGCAGAGAAAAGCCAUCCCCAUGGUGCCCUUGUCCAACUUCCUGACCUAUAGACUCUAAGAACAUAAUAAAAUGGUUGUUUUAAA
Molecule: messenger RNA, 4456 nt
Organism: Heterocephalus glaber (naked mole-rat)
Lineage: Eukaryota; Metazoa; Chordata; Mammalia; Rodentia; Bathyergidae
Gene: Lgi1
Product: leucine rich glioma inactivated 1
Molecular function (GO): protein binding
Source: RefSeq, a predicted model, not a curated record